UCACAGGAAGUCCGUUUCCUCUUCUUUCUCUGUAGACUCCCACCCCAGUAUUUAUGUUUUGGGCUGUCAUUAGCACCUAGCAUUCUGUCGAUAAUAUCGCUGUACGAUCGGUUUAGAAAUGAAGAAGUUCUUUGGAGACAUUAAAAAAGACAUCAAAUUCAAAUCGGCUGGAACCGGGAAGAAACUAACCGACGACACCAGCAGACCUCAGGUGUCGCAGAGCCAUGCCGCUAGACCCCGCCAGGCGCCCACCGAGGGGGCGGCGAGAGCCGGGGCGGCCGCGCUGGCCCGGAUAGACCAGCAGCCGCGACCCAAGGUCCAAACGUCGCAGGACGCCAUCAGGAAGCAGGUGAAAAAGGAACUGGAGGCUGAAGCUGCUGCAGUGGCAGAAAAGCAGAAGCCCGUAGAGGACGUCAGCGUGCCAGUGAAGGAACUAGCGUGUCUUUCUGUGACGGGAGUGUUCUUCACCUGUCCGCUCACUGGAGCCACUCUGACGAAGAGCGAGCGAGAAGUACACAUCAAAGAGGCGAUUUUCAUGCGGUUUGAAGAGGACGCGGUCGCGGCGUCGGUGAUGAUGAUUCACACCUUCAACAAGGACCGAGAGAAAGUUAAAUCUGCUGUCGACAUCAUCAGCAAGUACAUCGAGAAUAUAUGCAAGAAUCCAGCAGAAGAAAAAUAUAGGAAAAUCAAAGUCAGCAACAAGGUGUUCCAGGAGAAGGUCCACUGUCUGGAGGGUAGUAGGGAGUUCCUUCAGGCCGUGGGCUUCGUCAGCGUCAUGUUCCCCGUGGACGGCCAAGAGGAGGACGAGGAGUUCCUGGUGCUCCCGGAGCAGGGCGCCGAGGCCCUGGAAGCGGUGAAGGAGAGCCGGGAGCGGCUGCAGCGCGGGGAGCCGGUGCGCGCCCAGCUGGAGCGCCAGCCCCAGGCGUUCAGAGCCUGCGGCCACGCCGCGCGCUUCGAGCUGCCGCCCGACUUCUACAACCUCACGGCCGACGAGCUGAGGAGGGAGCAGCAGCAGAGGAGUGAUCUGCUGGAGAAGAACUCCAUGAUGCGGACCAAGGCCAUGAGGGAGAAGGACGAGCAGAGGGAGAGGAGGAAGUACAACUACACCCUGCUGAGAGUCCGGCUCCCCGACGGGACCCUGCUGCAAGGAACCUUCUACGCGUGGGACAAGGUGCCCGCCCUGUUCCAGUUUGUCCGCGAGUCGCUGGUGGACGGCUGGCAGCCGUUUGAGCUCAUCGCCCCCGGUGGCCAGAAGCUCAAUGAGGCGGACGACGUUGCCCUGGCAGAAUGUAACCUGGUCCCUGCCGCUGUGGUCACCUUCAGCUGGGACGCGGCCGUGCAGGCGGACAUCGCCGCCGCCGGAGGGACGACCGCCACGCUGCUCAUACCCAGCCUGCAGGAGAGCAUCCGGACGCUCAGCUGAGCGUCCGGCUCCCCCUCCCCCUUCUCUCUCUCUCCAGACACACUGCGGACGUUUCCUAGUGCUGACUGGUGUUGUAUUAGAACAGGCGAGAGGGCGACGACAACCUUAAACCCUUACGAGUCUCACCGCCUCUCCUCCUUGUUCUUAAAUAAGUGUCCCCAAAAUAGCUCCAACGCUUACUAUUUGCAAUCUGAUCAAGGACACCGUGGAGCUACGGGGGAGACGUUGAGACAUGACGCAUCGCGUAGAGCUACUCUCGCUGCACGUUGAAGCUGAUGUGCUACAGUAGGAGGUAUCCUAUUUGUUCAGUCCCUCGUUUUAGACCUGAGCAGCAGCCAAAAGCGGUUAGGGCGGGGUUGGCCACGGGGCUUCUUCCAUUGGUCCAGCAGUUAAUCCAAGUCACACAUUUUGGCUCCACAUUUGUUUUACUGGACUGAAGUAUACUAUGUUACGGUAAAGGUUAGCGACGGCACACCGGAAGAGUCUUGAGAUGAGGGGGGGAUAUCUAAUGCAACGUAUGGUUAACCUAUUUGAUUGAACGUGCUAACAAGAUGGUCUCACGGUCUGGUCGUUUGUAGUGGCCCUAGUGAAUUGUGUCAAAUUGAAAAAUCCCAAGUAAAGCUGUCUAACUUGCACUGCUAGCAAACACUAAUAGAAAAAUAUUGAUUUCAAUAUUAUAAACCCCAGUGGGUGUGACUUAACUUUUGUCCGAAGCAGGUAUAAACCAAGUAAUCAUUAAGCUCAUUUGAAGUACUGUUUUUGUGAAGGAUUUAGUACUAUUGCACAGAGCAACCAAGAUCUACCUUUUAAAAAUAUAUUGUGGAAGUUCAGGUCACUUAUGAUGGUGACUGCUUAUUUAGGCUUCCGGCUACUGUUGUAUGGAAGCAUUUACCCGUUGCACACUAUUAGUCACGUGGAUUACAUGUUGUGUCUGUUAAAACUCGGCAUGUGAUUGUUGUCAGUGGCUGUGCAGACUGGUCUUGUGUUUGCAAAGAAUUCAAGCAUAAAGUGUUCAGAUCGGAUGACUUGAUAGUGUAUGGAUAAGCUUUAUGUACGUCUCGGCAAUGGGAAACAAUGUCAGAAAUCGACCCGGAUGCAUUGAAUCAGUUCUUCGUUUCCACCAAACUACCAUUAGUUCAUACAACUUGGGACUCAUUUCAUGCAGAUUUGGCUGUAAUUACUUCCUGCACACAACUAUAAAUGAGCUCCCGAUGCUUCAAUAUAACUCUUCCACCGUCUUGUCUAGCCUGUAGGCUUCGUGAGGGAGAAGUCAACGGUUUAAUGGGCUUGUCUUCAGGGUUAGCAGAAAUACAGAGCUGUUCAUUUCUUUAUAACCUGCUUGUAAAGAUUAAAUAUUUUACUGCAAUGUUC
Molecule: messenger RNA, 2794 nt
Organism: Gadus morhua (Atlantic cod)
Lineage: Eukaryota; Metazoa; Chordata; Actinopteri; Gadiformes; Gadidae
Gene: ubxn6
Product: UBX domain protein 6
Exons: 11
Coding region: 119-1423 (434 amino acids)
Cellular component (GO): cytoplasm
Molecular function (GO): protein binding
Source: RefSeq, a predicted model, not a curated record